Gorilla gorilla gorilla (western lowland gorilla) is the source of this 815-nucleotide messenger RNA. It is a transcript of the gene UBE2C, whose product is annotated as ubiquitin conjugating enzyme E2 C. The transcript has 6 exons. The record is from RefSeq and is a predicted model, not a curated record. Lineage: Eukaryota; Metazoa; Chordata; Mammalia; Primates; Hominidae. The coding region runs from base 86 to 625 and encodes 179 amino acids.
AAUUCAAACGCGGGCGGGCGGGCCCGCAGUCCUGCAGUUGCAGUCGUGUUCUCCGAGUUCCUGUCUCUCUGCCAACGCCGCCCGGAUGGCUUCCCAAAACCGCGACCCUGCCGCCACUAGCGUCGCCGCCGCCCGUAAAGGAGCUGAGCCGAGCGGGGGCGCCGCCCGGGGUCCAGUGGGCAAAAGGCUACAGCAGGAGCUGAUGACCCUCAUGAUGUCUGGCGAUAAAGGGAUUUCUGCCUUCCCUGAAUCAGACAACCUUUUCAAAUGGGUAGGGACCAUCCAUGGAGCAGCUGGAACAGUAUAUGAAGACCUGAGGUAUAAGCUCUCGCUAGAGUUCCCCAGUGGCUACCCUUACAAUGCGCCCACAGUGAAGUUCCUCACGCCCUGCUAUCACCCCAACGUGGACACCCAGGGUAACAUAUGCCUGGACAUCCUGAAGGAAAAGUGGUCUGCCCUGUAUGACGUCAGGACCAUUCUGCUCUCCAUCCAGAGCCUUCUAGGAGAACCCAACAUUGAUAGUCCCUUGAACACGCAUGCUGCCGAGCUCUGGAAAAACCCCACAGCUUUUAAGAAGUACCUGCAAGAAACCUACUCAAAGCAGGUCACCAGCCAGGAGCCCUGACCCAGGCUUCCCAGCCUGUCCUUGUGUCGUCUUUUUAGUUUUUCCUUAGAUGGUCUGUCCUUUUUGUGAUUUCUGUAUAGGACUCUUUAUCUUGAGCUGUGGUAUUUUUGUUUUGUUUUUGUCUUUUAAAUUAAGCCUCGGUUGAGCCCUUGUAUAUUAAAUAAAUGCAUUUUUGUCCUUUUUUAGACAA